Messenger RNA from Amoebophrya sp. A25, 2618 nucleotides. The record is from the annotation of a GenBank genome assembly. NCBI's taxonomy places the organism in Eukaryota, Dinophyceae, Syndiniales, Amoebophryaceae.
UGGUCGUAUCCAACUGCCUGGCUGACAGCAUGUCCCUCGCCGCGUUUUUUGUUAUCGGACUCAAGGAGGCUGGACCCAUCAAUAGGGCGAGUUCGUUGCGAAUGUGAGUGAUCAAGGUUGGAUGUUCAACAUGUCAUGGUAGAAGUACCCCACUCAUAGCCUUUGGUGCUGUCGAUAUAUUAGGCCACUUAGUGAAGUGAGAGCUAUUUUGUGAAUAUGUUGGAACUAGCAUCAACUUCAAGUUCUUCAGUGCUCUAACGUCGGCAUCCGUCGCAGCAGCGAUGGCGAUCUAGGUUCGGCAGAGUAUUUUAGCAGCGAUGCACCGAGGGAGGGCGCAUUUUCACUCUUCGCUCGUCGCUUUGACCAAGACGUACUGCAGAUAGACUUUUCGGCAUAUUUUAUGGUAGCUGCAGUCACCUUCACCAUCGACGUCCUCGAGCGCGGACUCAUCGUCGAGGGAUUCUUUGCCAAGUGGUCUUUGGCAAGGAAACAGAAGGAACUCGAUGAAAAAGCUGAGCAGCAAAACGCAACUGAGCAGAUGGAGCAAGGGGAUAAACCUAGCCAAGUUAUGAAGACGAGCACGGGAUACUAUACUAGGUGCGCGUCCAAUCAGGCAAAAUAUGCACGACAGGGUCCGUUGUGUCGCUCUUCGAUGAGACACUGAUAAAAAGGGCUUUAUUUUUGAACAUUCAUCUCUCGCGGAACCGAAGCGGCUACACCUUCUGCAGUGGGUUCGGUGUCUGCCUUAGAGGCGCGCGCUUCGCUUGCGACGAGUAGCACGACCUCUGCGGACCGCAGUUCGCGGAGGUCGAAAGCCAGUGGGUCACGGCUUAGCACUGUAAUGGGAGAGAAGCUCGGCACCGCAGUCGAAGUUCGCGGCGUGCAAGCGGCUAGAAUUGCUCGAGACACCUUCACUCGUCAAAUCGCACAACCGACGACCGCUUUCCUUGACGGUUACGCGAUAGUGGGCAAGCACUAUCAUAUUCAGCUUGCGUCUCGAUAUCUGCACUCGUAUCUACCGAUCGCAGCUGCUCUCUUUUAUGACGAGGAUCCGAAUUAUAUUGUAAGGCAGUUGAUGUCCCAUCGAAGAAUUAUAGCAUCCACUUCUAUCUAGGCGAUGGCCCUACCUAGCCCGUCAAUCGCAAUUGUUCUAUGUUCUAGCCUCUACCUUCUCGGAUUAGAAAUAGUACCAUCAAUCUAUCAUCUUUCCGUUUCCAUCAACCAUCGCCUUUCAUUCGUAGCAUUGGUGUCGGUCUGCAGUGUUUGUUGAUCCAGUUGCUGGCACCGGGAUGCAGUUUAGCUGUGGCGCAGGGCUUCCACUCAGCAGUGUCCUCGUCGCUUUCGUGGUUGCUUUUUCUGUCGACAUGGCUGUGGUCUCCCAUCAGCGGCGCUUGCAUGCGCAACCGCAGGAUAGCGUCUUUGACUCUUUGAGACGUCUAGGCACGCCGGGUGGCUCCCUAAUUUGGUUAUGCGUCGUAGGAAACUUUGUUUGAUGAAGAGCACUUCAGAACUUACUCAAUUGAUCCCCUAGUUUUCAUAUGUUUGAUGAAGAGCACUUCAGAACUUACUCAAUUGAUCACCUAUUUUUCAUAUGUUUGAUGAAGAGCACUUCAGAACUUUGAUUCCCUAGUUUUCAUACGGGAGCCUGCCAAAACCCUGCGAGGGCGCGGCGCCGUUACCGGCGCGUGGCUGCUUGCGUCAGAGCAUGCUAGAGGUGCCCUGGGUCAAGGUGGACUGGUACCGAAAAUGCUGCACGCGUCGAACUCCGACUGAGGGAGCAAACGCGACAUCAUCGGCGCACGUCGACCCCAGUGCAUCUUCCAAAGCAGCUAAUGUUGAGGCUACUUACAAGAAAUUCAUCUUCCCCAGCUGCAUCUUGGUUGUCUCGUUUUUUUGAAAAUCGGACCAAGUUGAAGCCCCCGAUAGAUGGAUUUGUGGUGGCUAGUUCCUCUAAUGAAGAUAGGACCUUCCACGUGAGCCUGCACGAUGUGUAUCUGAUUGGGGCAGUCGCUCUGAUCUCCUACAGUCUCGGAUGGCUGCUUACCAUCGUCUGCUAUCCGGAGUCGGGAUAUACGGACGAGGGGACAGGGCGCUGCAGCAGUUACCACGCUAAUUAUAUUUAAGGCGCAAUACAGUAAUUUUGAUUCUCUCAACAGUUUCUAUAAUUCAUUGAACUAGCUAUCGAUAGCUCAAUAAGUAGUUCAAUAGUUCAGUUGAUUUCUUGCGCAAUACAGUAAUUUUGAUUCUUUAAUUCAUUUCUACCAGUCAUUUCUCGCCUGUUCCUUUGGGGGGAAAUUGGGGGAAAUGCAGGCUCUUUUCCUCAGUUUCCUUCUUGGGAAUCUGAAGAAAAGAACGCUAGGGGAUCUCCAGAAGCAUCUUGGGACUGUUCCAAAAGGGAAAAAACGUUUCCACAGAUUCUUUUCCUCACUUCGCGGAACUCUGAAGAAAUGAACGCAUCUUGGCACUGUUCCAUAACUGCAAAAAAACGUAUGAAUCUCAAGAUGGAUCGGGGUGAGCUCUAAAAUAAGGUGUGCAACGUGCAGAACGCGCUCCCGAAAGAGGCACGCGAUCGCCUAUGCGAAUUGUGGGAACACGCCUCGUACUCUGGAAGUAGCUGA